CUCUUUUGAAUUCAACUUCGUCAGCUCUCUCUUUUUCUCUCUCACCGGAAAUGGCCGCCGUCGUCGGAGGAGUGCAGGAGUCCCAAAGCUCCGAGAACAGCCUCGAGGCCGAGGAGCUCGCUCGCUUCGCCGUCCAGGAGCACAACAAGAAGGAGAAUACUCUGCUGGAGUUUGUGAGGGUGGUGAAGACGAAGCAUCAAGUUGUUGCGGGGACUGUGUACUAUUUGACUAUUGAGGCCACCGAUGGGGGCCAGAAGAAGCUCUUUGAGGCCAAGGUCUGGGUUAAGCGAUGGCUCAACUUCAAGGAAGUCCUGGAAUUCAAGCCCGUCGCCGACGCCUAGUUUGUUUUCUCAGGCAUUAGAAGGUCUUGCAAAGUUUAAGAUGCUUCUAAAGGUCAGGGAAGCAAAGAAGAGUAACUUAAUGUUGAAGUGCAUACGAAUAAUGAAGGUACCAUGAAUCUGAGUCAGAUGGAGCUUAACUUUCUGCAUAUAUGGGUUUGUAGUAUACCAAUCUUCUAUGAAUUGGGUGUAAUAUGCUACGUUUCUGUUGGUAUGUCUUUACAAUGUUGAUACAGACACUAGUUACUAAGGUAUUGUUGUGUAUUUUCCUAUCCUAAUCAUAUCAGUGAUAAUUCCUAUA
Messenger RNA from Argentina anserina (silverweed cinquefoil), 639 nucleotides. Its product is annotated as cysteine proteinase inhibitor A-like. Gene Ontology annotation, molecular function: cysteine-type endopeptidase inhibitor activity. Bases 51 to 341 code for a protein of 96 amino acids. The transcript is spliced from 3 exons. Lineage: Eukaryota; Viridiplantae; Streptophyta; Magnoliopsida; Rosales; Rosaceae. The record is from RefSeq and is a predicted model, not a curated record.